Molecule: messenger RNA, 3605 nt
Organism: Aedes albopictus (Asian tiger mosquito)
Lineage: Eukaryota; Metazoa; Arthropoda; Insecta; Diptera; Culicidae
Exons: 4
Coding region: 70-1308 (412 amino acids)
Source: RefSeq, a predicted model, not a curated record
GUCCGAAGCGUUCGCAGUGCAGUCCAGAGAUAACCACCGAGCGCUAUCAUAGUAUAACAUUAAACCACCAUGGCCGAGCACAGUACGGACAAUUUCAGCCACCAAGUCCCAGCUUGGCUGAAUGAUCAGUUUUUCGAGGAAAUUUUGCGAAAGGCCGAAAAUGACCCUACGCUCCAGGUUGUGCCGGGUUGCGAACUACGUCCCGCCACCCAAGGAGACCACUACGGUAGUGUUAUGUUCCGCACUGCGGUUCGCUAUCAAUCAAAACGGGCGACCGGCGGCGAGCAGGAAAUACAUCUCAUCGUCAAAACUCAAUCAACAGCUGAGGGAUACAAGAAGGAGGUAUCCAAAGGUGGCAGUUUAUUCGCUAAGGAAAUUUACAUGUACACCGAAGUCCUUCCGGCGGUGGUGAAAGUGCUGGGGGAUGUGGGCGAAGACUUUGAAGUUGCUCGGCUGAUUCACGCAUCGAUGGAACCGAAUACAGUCAUUAUCUUGGAGGAUUUGACACCAAAGGGUUGGUUGCCCAGUCGUGUCUGUAUUGGAAGCCUUGAGGAAGCUAUGACAACCAUAAGAAAUGUGGCAAAUUUACACGCAGCUUCGCUUCAUCUCAAUCAGCAAAAGACCAUGGAUUUAUCAGCAAACAGCAUAAAGGAGAUUCUAUGCGAAGGCAUUGUACUCACCCAAUUUAGCACGAGGUUCGAAGAAUUUUGCGACGCCGUGGGAAAAUGGGACGACUGCAAAGUAUUCACCGAAAAGUUAAGAAAUCUACUCAAAUCCGUGGGCGAAAAGUACGGUGAGGUGUACACCCCCAACCCGCCAUCCCUGGGCUACAACGUGCUCAACCAUGGAGACUUCAACUGGAAGAACAUCCUGAUCAAGAAGAACUCCGACGAGCGGAUCGUGGACUCCAUACUGAUUGACUACCAGUGCUGCCACUGGGGAACGCCGGCCAUCGAUGUCCUGUAUCUGUUGGAUGUGAUGGUGGAUAAUGGUACCAAGAGGGCGCACCGGAAUCGAAUCCUGUACGAGUAUCACCGGCAAUUUUCGACAGUUUUGGGCAAGCUUGGAUACAUGGGGAAAAUCCCUACUUUGGUUGACUUGCAAAUGGAGCUGCUACGGAAAGGAUUCCUUGAGGUCAUGCACGUGGUUGUUUUCGAAAAGUUCAAGUUUGAAACGCUUACGGACACCACGUUCGACAACUUCGAUCAGGGCAAUCCAGACGAUCCCUGCUAUCAGAAUCAAGUGUUCAGCAGUAUCAUUCGAUCGGAGUUGCCUGCGUUGAUGUACCGAGGCCUGUUGGACCAGUGAUGUGGAUUUUCAGACUGUAAAAACGGGGCAUUUGAAUGUUCAUGUCUGUGUUGUACGCAGGGUGAUGAUGGCUUCGGUAGUAUCUAAACAUAUUUUCAUUCGCAGUUAGAUGAAAAAUAGCACAUUGUUAGACAAAAAAUUGCCAUGUCUGGUACAGUCAGGUCUUUUUUUACGCGGUUUUCAUUUACGCGGGCGCGUAAAUGAAAACUCCAUACAAAAAAACCUGACUGUAAUAAGUUAAUAUCUCCGCAAGUCAUCAUAUUCCUUAGAUUAAUAUACAUUUUAAUAAAAAGAGAAAAUCGCUAAAUAAUUAAAAAAAAACUUGAAUUUUCUUCAUACGAUGUCAACGAUGACUUGUACUGGCACAGGAUACAGCUGUAACAGUGCUGUUUUCUCGAACUUUGCUUCCUUAAGGCGGCGUUGUUUUAUUGUCCCGGAAGAAGCAAAUCAACUGUUUCCAUGAUUUGCCGGGCUUUAUGAUGCAGUAUUACAGCCGGCUAUUCGUUCUUGUCCUUCGAGCGCUUCUCUUUAAUUCGUUCUUUCCGUUGACUCUGCUUCGUAUACAGGACGGCAGCGUCCUUUUGAAAUAACUACUUUGACUCCAGCAGUCCUUCAGAUCGACCACAUUGAGCCCUUCUGUCUCGUCCAGCAACGCUGCGCGUAUACAAUGGCGCCAUCUGAUUUCUUUAGUCACUCUAAAGCGAAAAAGGUCGUAUCGAAGCGAUCAUCGCCUCGGUUGAGAACGUGGAACGGAGUUGAGUUGACGGAAUGAAUAGUUCGACGUCGAGCUCAUAGCGAAAUCUUGUUUGUCGUGUUUCGUAUUGCAUGUAUCUUGGUAGCAGCAAAGUGUAUCCAAUUCAACUCAAAGUCAUAUCUAUACAGUCUUACACACUAUGAUUUUCUGCUGCGUGUGGAUCGGGUGACCCUGUCGCACCUGGGUGCUGAUUUAUUGUCGUUCGAAACAGCCUGGAGUGGAUGAAGGUGAGCAAGUAGUACCGAACCUUCGCUUGCAGUUUUCAGGAUCAGGACCUUCCAGCAGAUAAGGGUUGAAGAAACUCCGUCUACUUUGCCAGCCGCAUCCCGAAUUACCCGGCUUUGGGAUCCGGAUCUCGACCCUCCACGGAACACCUGUCUCAAAUCCAAACGUCGUAAGUCGUGUGGCGAGACAUGGCGAACUCUUUGGCAAUCCUCUCUUACAGCAACAAGUCCUCAUCGAUGAAUGCGAAAACCAUUAAACUUUUUCCAUUCCCAUAGGGUACGACGGGUAGAACUCGGGACAAAGUAUAACCGUCCUUCGGUGGACAUCCGAAUGCGUCAUUGAAGGGAAGGCAGAAGUUUUACGGAGAAGGUUAUGAUGUCCCAGUCCACACCACUCGAUGCAAUUUUUCUACAAACAAUUAAACGUUGGUGCAGACUUUUCAAAGUGACCCAAUCUAUCCGCACCUGGGACCAUUCCUCAUCGGUAGUCCUCCUCUCAUCAUCAGCCCCAGUAACCAGCAGUCUGACGAAAGGAGGCCAAGUCACCUACUACUACGCCUUCGCCCUAUCAGCGCAGCCGUCGUAGAGUCCACCAUCUGCCUGAACUGCUCGAUCGAUCACCGAGCAGACAUAAAGCUACAAAAAAGAUCCGUUGACCUUGGCGACCUCGUAGGACAUUGUAUACACCAACUCCAGGACUGGGAAAUCCCACGUUGUCCAUUUACCGUUACCAACAAGUACUCGAUGGGGAGUGGAAGCUCAGGUAAAAUAUUAUCUCCUGGGCGCCCAUUAAAAACACCACCCCCGGCGAAAGACUGACGCUUGAGCCUAGCUAUUUAGCACUGUAGUUGGAGGAAAUGCCAAUGCAUAACCCGUAGCUUCCGGGAAGGUAAGCCCAGCUCCCUGGGUUAGUGGGUUGGUGUCAGGCCCUGCGAGCCAGCCGUAAAAAAGACUAGCACCGGAAAAUCAACAAGAGAAGAAUGCGAACCGAUACCAAUGGCGACGACCACAGCGACGAAAAGGGACUUGCGAUACGUGGAACUGCAGAUCUCUCAACUUCAUCGGGAGCACCCGCAUGCUCGCCGAUCUACUGAAGGACCGCGGGUUCGGCAUCGUAGCGCUGCAGGAGGUGUGUUGGACAGUGUGGUACCUUGUGGUAUGCACAUAAUAAAUUAUUGUAUUACUCUAUUACGUUUAGCGUGUAUGUUUACAUUGAGUAUCUGUCAUAUGUGGAGAUGUUGUUAUUGUUGUCUGGAGUGUGAAUCAUUGUAUGUAAUAUUGAAGUAUCGGUAAUAAAGUGUAUACAAAUAAUGAAUACA